AGGGAGUAGUACUUCGACUUCAGGAAGCCAAGUAGACAAAUUGGAUCUAACUCAUCGACAUCUAGUAUCCGUCUCCUUGAACGGCCGAAGUGUCCAGGACUUCAGGAAGCUAAGUUGCCGACUCUCUUCCCGGCGUCUCCCGCCGGCCAGCUCCAGGACGCAGCACGGCAGCACGUCUCAUCAGUUGUCUCCUUCUCGCCUCACGCCCGUCACCCGGUCGCCUCACGCCCGUCACCCGGUCGCCUGCACGCCAUUUACCGGCCCUUCGGCGGUUCCGCCAAUCCGCCCUUCUCGAUCAAUAGUCACCUUCCGUAGUCCCGAUCUGCCAAACGAUGGAGUUGCUUAAGAUAUGCAAAAUAAGCUACUUUCAAUGAGUAGAAGAAAGCCCCAAACCUCCAGUGGUGAGAAAAAAUUGCAAUGGUUCGUAAGCGAUUUCAAGAUGCUAAAACAGUUAUGCAACGUAGCUGAUCCAUGUGAUGGUUUUUUAGGGUUUGCGAUGCUGAAAUCAUUCCGCACUGAGAAACUACUGGAUAAAAUAGGGCUAGGAAAGGAGGAUUAUUACUUCUGGCAGCAAUUGAGUAAGGCUUUGCUCUGCACUUAUACAAUAGCUGGCUUGGCAUGGCUAUAUAAUGAGACGUCACCGCUUGGGUGGUGGACGCUGAAACCAAAGCCCAAGGAGGAAAGGGAGUUGGCCCACCUCUAUGAGCGGCGGAGGUUUCCAUAUCCUGGUGAUGAAGAAGCCAUGGAGGAGUUUAUUGCCAAUGGUGGGAUGAUCGGUACAACCAUUGGGCCCAAGGGGCUUAUGGAAUCAGAUAAAGAUUCUUAUAACUAUCAGAAAGCUUUGCAGGACAAAAAGAUGGAGCAGGAAGCCCUCAAACUCUGGGUGAGGAUGAGGAAUGAAGUCAUCUCUGAACUCCAGGAGAAAGGAUUUGAUGUCGAAUGAUAGAGGUGCUUCCCAUUCUUACAUAGCUAUACUUAUUACAAGCAAAAAUAUUGAUAUUUCUAUUAAAUCUUUUGCGGUCGAGUUUGUCUCUUUGUGGUUGAGAUGCACUAUUGCUAUGUUUUUGGAUCAACAAACUGAAACUUUUUGUAUUAUUAUUACUCCAUAUUAUAAAGAAAUAAAUGACAAUACCAUGAUUUGUGUA
Molecule: messenger RNA, 1145 nt
Organism: Cuscuta epithymum
Lineage: Eukaryota; Viridiplantae; Streptophyta; Magnoliopsida; Solanales; Convolvulaceae
Source: the annotation of a GenBank genome assembly